AUGAAGUUCACAACUACUGGCUUGAUCAGUUUAGCUAUUACUCUCCUAUCUUCUACAGUGUAUGCUAAUGAUGUGACAUACUCAGUCGUCGCUUUCCCUGCACAAGGCGAAAAAGUCUCUGUCAAUGUAGGCAAUCAAUCAUAUCCUUUACAGUCUAGCUCUACCUGUCCUGGUGUCUAUACAGGUAACGCUCCUUUUGGUGCUGAAUAUCACUACGCCCUCGUCGAUGCCUCUGGUAAGGCAACAGCCGAACCUUUCAAGCGUACCUUGGCUCAAAAUUCCUCCACCACUGGUAAUGAAUUCUUUGGUCGCUCAAAGACUUUGUGGGAUAUUCCUGAAUUACCUCAAGCUUUCCCUCCUAUGUAUCCUUCUCUCAAGAGCGGUAUGUGGAGUGAUAACGAAAUCGCUACUGUCAUCGUCAAGGCCGAUGGUCCUGCGCUUGACAAGAUCUUGAAAAAGCCUGAAGAGGACCACAAAUAUGCUCACGUGUUCAACCUGACUUACGUCAACCAUGACAGCUGUUACACUUUCACAGAUGCGGGUAUUAGAAAUAGUGGUCAAUCUUCAAAGGAAUACGCUAAGCAAUCCUUCAACCUUAAACUUGGCAAAUUCAACAAGGGUUCCGAUGACAGAUUGUUCAACCGUAAGGCCUUAAAGAUGCGUGCUGAAGCGGAUGAUCCUGCUUUUAUCAGAGACAAGUUAUCCUUGGACGUUCUCAAGGCUUCUGGCGCUAUUCACUUGGACGGAAACUUUGCCAGACUUUUCGUCAACGACAAACCUUAUGGUUUAUAUCUUAUGACCGAUGAUGAAUUCGUUGGCUUCACCGAUAACUUGAUGAACGGCGGUAAGGCGGACCCUAACAUUGGUGCUACCUUCAAGGGUAACUCGAUGAGUGCAACACAAUGCGCCGAUUUAGUCUAUAAGGGUGAUGACGAAAAGAAGUACGACUUUUCCGAUAUCUACUUUUUGGGUACCGAAGGUCAUGAUAAGAACGUUACGGAUGAGAAUUACGGUGCUCCUUUGAUCAGCUUUAUGAAAAGAUUAAGUGAAGUGAAGCCUGGUACUCCCACCGAACCCGGAACGUUGAACGACUUGAUCGAUAAUACAAACCAAACCAUGGCUCAACUUGCUGUCAACAUGCUUAUCGGUGCCUGGGAUGGUUUCUGGUAUGGCGGUACCAACUUCUACUUGACGGAACAUCUCGAUACCAAAAAAUGGAAUUUGAUUACUUACGAUUUCGAUGAUACCUUCGGUAAUGAUAUGACAGACAAAUCAAUGGUCACCGCUCCUUAUGAACAAUAUGCUCCCAAGAAUGCCAAGCGUCCUUUCAUUGAUGCCUUCAUCAAGGACCCUUACUACAAGCCUCAAUUUGAAGCCAUCCUCAAGACCAUUGUUGAACGCUACUUUAACCCCGCUACUAUGAAGAAACGUCUUGACGCCUAUACUGAAAUGUUGCAAGAAGACAUUGCUUGGGACUACAAUCUCAAGAAACCUUCUCCUGGUAGGGAUGAAAAGUUCACUCUCCAAUCUUUCAAGACCAACAUGUACAAUGCUUCUAAUGACAGAAUGGGUAUUCUGGACUAUAUCAACCAACGUUCUUCUGCUACUGCCAAACAACUUAACAUUACUCUUAACAAUUAA
Molecule: messenger RNA, 1641 nt
Organism: Mycotypha africana
Lineage: Eukaryota; Fungi; Mucoromycota; Mucoromycetes; Mucorales; Mycotyphaceae
Product: coth protein-domain-containing protein
Exons: 2
Coding region: 1-1641 (546 amino acids)
Source: RefSeq, a predicted model, not a curated record